Messenger RNA from Nomascus leucogenys (northern white-cheeked gibbon), 1480 nucleotides. RefSeq lists its product as uncharacterized. The record is from RefSeq and is a predicted model, not a curated record. Bases 543 to 962 code for a protein of 139 amino acids. NCBI's taxonomy places the organism in Eukaryota, Metazoa, Chordata, Mammalia, Primates, Hylobatidae. The transcript has a single exon.
GCUCCUGGGAGAGAGGGGGAGGUGGUCCAGUGGGGUGGAGUUAAUCCCUCCCAGGCGCGGUGCCCGGUGUCCGCGCCCCUCUGGGUCCGAGAAGCUUCCGCCCAACCCUUUCCAGCUGCCGCUCCCCUGCUCAUUCCAGAGCAGUACUCUCCAAGGUGGGAAACCUAGGAGUUUGGAGUCUCCUCCGGGAUGGAGAAGCUGCCGCUAGCUUAGUUCGCUUUGGGGACAGGAGGAGCCAGAAAGGAAACUGGGGGCGGGGUGGGGGGUGGACACUGGGCAGGACUGAGCGUCAGCAAGGCGUGAUUCUGAGAGGGAGGGGGCGUCGGCACCCCUACCCUGGAGCGUCCGAGGCGCUGGUCUUCAUACCUGUGUGGGCUCUUUCGAAGGAGAGAGGAGGAGUCGGGGUCUUCACUUUCUUCUCAGCCGCAUUAAAAGCCCUCGCAGUUCUCCAGGUUUCCGAGGGCCAGUGUUCUGGGUCAGUGAAAGAGCUCCGGCCACGGCUGGCUGUUGGUGUCCUGGGCCUCUCUUUACGCAGCUGUAAAAUGGGGAUGACACCAUCUGGCUUUGCUCAGAGGAAUCCGGUUUGGGAAAGGGAUGUGUUUUCUUCCCGGGCCAAGUUACCACCACUUGCGGCGCCCAGUGUUUCCCGUUGUCGACAAGCGGCGCCAGCGAGGGUCCUAGGGAACUUGCCCACCGCACCCCGCAAGCUCGGGUACACCACGGCAUCCGCCCCUCCCACCUUUCCUGAGGGCCCACACACUCACACCCCCAGGACAGUACCUUCCAGAACUCAGCUGCGCAGCCUGGAGAUGAGGACCUCACCUCUAGUCAGUCACCCGUCCGGUGGAGGGAAGGGAGGCACCAAGUCUACCGUGCGCCUUUCCCUGCACGCGGUUACUCUCCCGGCUCCGGAGCGGGCCGACCCGGAGCCCCUCAGUGAGCGGUGGUCGUCUACACCCUGAAGCCCUUUGAGUUCGAGUCGGCUUGCUGGUGCUUGAGUUCGCCGCGUCCCUGCAAAGGCACUGCCAACCCCAUUUCACAGACCACAGACCGAGGCGCGAGGAAGAGCAGCGCCUUGCCAAGGCUCACAACACGCCCCUCGCCCUCUCCGUGCACCGAGGCCGCCCAACCUGGGACCUGGAGAUCACCAGGCAUCCUUGGACCUUGAGACCUCAACUCCUCUCCCUUUCUUUCCCCCAUCCGUCUUAGAUGCAAGGAGAAAUAUUUAGAAGCGCUUAUUUUAAAAUCGGAAUCCGUAUUCCGCUCUGGAAUUCCCUCUGGAAUGGAGGGACUGUGGCGACGCCAGUGUGGGGGUGGAGUGGGCGAGGCGGGGGGGGGGAUGGGGGGGCGGCCCAGAGACGCCCGCGGUUGCUGCUCCACUUUCUAAUCCUGAGAGGCAGCUGCGUUCUGCAACCUAUGGGCAACAUGUUUGAAAGAGCUGAUUAAAUGCUUUCCAGUGGUUUCCCCACGAGCCUGCUAA